GCUCUGUGGGAGGGGCCUGGGGCCUCAGAUCUUCAUCGUCAUGACUACACUGUAGCUCUGCACACAUGACAGUAAAAGCCUUGAACCUUGAACAGUAUAAUAAUGUGUGUUCAGACCCUGUCGGCGCUCCCGGACCAGGACUCGUUCUACGACGUGACGGACAGCCUGGAGCAGCUCGGCAUGGAGAGCAUCGUGAGCAAACAGCUGAGCAACAGGGAAGCGGAGCCUGACUUGAAGACUCAGUUCACUCUCUACGAGACGUCUCUGAGGAACGAGGACGGGGACGACGUCUCCCCCCUCCCCCGUAAAGAGAGGAGAAAGAUGGCCGCUGGCGAGAGGAGCCGCCGUUCCUCCAGUCAGACUCUCCCCCCCCUCUCCUCCACUAACUCCUCCCCCUCCUCCUCCCCCACGCCCCCCUCCCUCCUCUCCCCCACCACCACCCUGCUCUCUCCCACCCUAUCCCCCUCCUCCUCCCCCACGCCCCCCACCUUCCUCUCCCCCACCACCACCCUGCUCUCUCCUACCCUCUCCUCCGCUUCCUCGAACCCAGCAGGGGGCAGCAGAGCCUCCUCCCCCCUGUCCUCAGACUGCAGCUCCUCAGGGUCCCAGAGGGGGUCUCCUCUCCCCCCCCAGACUGAUUCUAAUGGUACGACCCACCCUGAGGAGGAGGAGAAGUCUCCGUCCAGCGCCAGGAGGUCCCGCCUCUUCUCUAAAGCCAGUUCCUUCUCUGAGGAGGCCGGCAACAGGUCUGUAGCUAACGGAGAGCUAACAGGGAAAUAACGGGGAGCUAACAGGAAGCUUACAGGGAAAUAACGGGGAGCUAACAGUGAGCUAACGGGGAGCUAACAGUGAGCUAACGGGGAGCUAACAGUGAGCUAACGGGGAGCUAACAGGGAGCUAACGGGGAGCUAACAGUGAGCUAACGGGGAGCUAACAGUGAGCUAACGGGGAGCUAACAGUGAGCUAACGGGGAGCUAACAGUGAGCUAACAGUGAGCUAACAGGGAAAUAACUGGGAGCUAACAGGAAGCUUACAGGGAAAUAACGGGGAGCUAACAGUGAGCUAACGGGGAGCUAACAGUGAGCUAACGGGGAGCUAACAGUGAGCUAACGGGGAGCUAACAGUGAGCUAACGGGGAGCUAACAGGGAGCUAACAGUGAGCUAAUGGGGAGCUAACAGUGAGCUAACGGGGAGCUAACAGUGAGCUAACGGGGAGCUAACAGUGAGCUAACAGUGAGCUAACAGGGAAAUAACUGGGAGCUAACAGGAAGCUUACAGGGAAAUAACGGGGAGCUAACAGGAAGCUUACAGGGAAAUAACGGGGAGCUAACAGUGAGCUAACGGGGAGCUAACAGGGAGCUAACGGGGAGCUAACAGUGAGCUUAACAGUGAGCUAAGGGGGAGCUAACAGGGAUGUCACUGUCACUACCCGAUCUGCAGCUCUGCCCGAUCUGCA
This is a messenger RNA of Gymnodraco acuticeps, 1456 nucleotides long. Its product is annotated as FH1/FH2 domain-containing protein 1-like. Lineage: Eukaryota; Metazoa; Chordata; Actinopteri; Perciformes; Bathydraconidae. Gene Ontology annotation, biological process: actin filament network formation; cortical actin cytoskeleton organization. The transcript is spliced from 3 exons. Gene Ontology annotation, molecular function: actin filament binding. Gene Ontology annotation, cellular component: cytoplasm; cytoskeleton. Bases 103 to 780 code for a protein of 225 amino acids. The record is from RefSeq and is a predicted model, not a curated record.